UUUCAAUAAUAAUAAUAAUAAAAUAUCUCAGUCUUAUAUUUUGAUGAAAUAUAUUUUGAUGAAAUAUACAAAGAUGGAAGAGAGCAGUUUAUUUACGCGGAAUUCAGGAUACAUAUUCAUUUAUUUACCACUCGUGAGAACUAUUGAUAUGGCUCGCAUCACAGGAUACAGCAAGACGUUCCGGGUAAAUAUCAAAUAAACAAGCGGGUGUGGUUUAUUCUCUUGUUGGUCCAGAACCGGGUCAAGAUCACGCGGUGCGCCAAGAUGUAUGGCGAUCGCCGGAAAAAAUAUUUCGCGGCCGACCGUGAAUUAAACGGCAGCCUGAUAUCGUGGAUUGCGUAAUCAAUUUCAAGUGGCUGCUUGAGCGCGAUAUCUAGGAAUAUCGGAGCACUUGAACGUCGAUACCCGGAUGCAGUCGAGAUUCUUGGAAUAUAUUUUUCUAUUUUUUUUCUAGAUUUCUUUUUAAAUCCCCCUAAGUGGCAAAAUAUGUCGCAAUUAAUUGAGAUUGAAAACACGAUCUUUGUUUGCCUUUCGAAUAAGUUAAAAGUUAUCUGCUUGCGCUUAUUUUUAAAUAGAUACUGUUUUGCGACUGUUAUUAUUAUUAUCAAUUAUAAUCUUAUCUCAUCUCUGGAGAUAAUAAGAAUUUGUAUUAAUAUGUGAUGAUAGGACACGUGUCAGAUUGUUGUCUAUAAAUAUUGCAAAUAUGUUUAUUUCAGCAAUAUUUAUUUAUCUGUUUUACUGUCAAUCUGAAAUUAAAGAGAGAGAGAGAGAGAGAGAGAGAGAGAAUGUCUCUUCAAAUUUGUAGCGUCAAAAGUAUUAUGUUGUAAAGAUAUCGUAAAUGAUGCAAUCUCAUUUGCGCUUUUUCUCCUUUUAGAAAUCAGUGUAUCUCGCACAACAAUGAAUUCAACGAAAUUAUCAAUAUAUCUUGUUACUGGUUGAUCACUGGUUAUUAUCUCUUACCUCGUUUUAUCAUUCUUAGAUGGACUACUAUCAAACUGAUUGACUCGAUUACAGAUUACGUCGUUAAGCUGGAUUUAUUACGUGAAUUUAAGACCCUAGGUACAAGUUUGAGAUUGUCUAAAAAAGAGAUGAUAAUCAAAUUAAAUGUGACGAGAAAUAAUCGCGCUAGAAAUAUUAAAAAAAAGGUUUUAAAUUUGUUGACAGUUAUAUGAUCAGAAAAUCAUUUGGAUCAUUAAUUGUUCGCUUUAUGUGCUCAACCAUAAAAAUAGAUGAUAUCUUAAAAUAAUGUUUGAUUUUAAACUUAAUUUAUUUAAAUUGUUGCUUUCAUAGAUGUUUACCAUCCUAACAUAUACUCUUCAUUUUAACCAUAGAAAAUCAGUUUUGCAAAACAGAAUUUUUUUACGUCGUCUACUAUUUUUCUAGAGGCACAAUAUUUGAAAGUUUAUGUUUAUGUAUAUCGGUCAUGUAUCGCUAAAAAGGCUGUAUCUAAACUUAAAGGUUGUUAUUCACGACCUUUGCGAAAAAGAGAUACAUUCUAAAAUAAGCGUCUUCGUCGUUAAAAACGUGGGAUAUAUGUUAAUGUUUCCAACGCUUCCAUACACUCACCCCGGACCCGCGAGAAAGAAAAUAUUAAGAUACGCUUGUAAAACUUGGGCGCGACGCUUUCUGACGUUUUUAUGAAAUUUUUAAAAGAUAGCCGUCUGGGACGCGGAUCAAAGGGUCCCUAUAAACGAGCGGCCGUGAUCGCGUACAGGUUUCUUCUUCCCCGUCGCGUCGUCGUUCCCAAGAGACGGGAGAAUCAGGAUCGGGUCUAUCCCCGGGUCUCGCGUGCGUAUCCUCUCGUACACACGCGUUCGUCGUGACUCCGGGGUGGGGGAUGCGCCGCGAAAGAGAGAGAGACAGCCGAGAGAGUAUGACAGGCGGGCACACAACGCGCGGGUACGCCGUAUAAAUACAAGCGGUCGCGUUCGCUCGCGCUUAGUUGCUGCGAUACUCGAUUCACGUGACGGACGGUCGAUCGAGCGCGCCUCGAUCCUCGCAAACGCUCGCAAGCCUUCUCCGACGAGCUCUCCCGUGUAUACCGUACAGGCCUUCGACUGUCUAUUGCGUGCGUGCGUGCGUGCGUGCGUGCUGUUCGACAACGAGAACGCGAAUUGAGGGGGGAGGGGAGGGGGAGAAAGAACGGCUCUCUUCGCUCGCCCCUUCGUCGCGAUGUUUUAACCGCGCGUGUGUGCUUGAUGAGAAGCGGAGUACCGGGAGAAAGGGGAUAUAAUUAUAUAAUCGAGAGGAUACAAAGAGAGAGAAGAGGGAGGGGGGUAAAGAGAUAUUCGAUAGGAAACAAUCUUUCGUGACAUCUCGUGUUCCUAUCCCCCGGAAGGAUCGUCGUAUUUUUGCCUGGCCGAGCGUAAUGUUGCGAAACAACAGCAAAGAGGUCCGACCCCUGCCGCCUGCGGCGGGCGAGGGCUGAUAUCAAGCUGACCAUCGACGAUCUUUCUGGUGGAGAAGGCACCAGCGACUUCGCAGAAGAGAGCGAGCGGGCUGUUCGGGUACGGCUAUUCUAUCCUCGUCCGAUCUUCGACGGCCUUGCGGCUGCGUAAGACGUUAACCCGGCGUUUAGCGGUAUCAGCGACGACGCGAACGUGCGGUCUUUCGCAACGGCGGUUCUCCUCUCGGUGUGUACAGCCAGUAAAUACUUAAUCUGAAACGCGAAGUGACCCCCGGUGACCUCGAUAUACGAGAUACCAAACGCUCGGACGCUUUCUGCGAUGCGCAAUACCGUGCGUCUGUGAACCGCUCGUGGACCAUUCCGGUUAGCAUGGAAACAGCCAAGAUGUACAUCAGCGAGCCGCAGAACGGCCACACGGCCACCAAGUACGCGUCGACCAACUCCAUCCCGGCGACGAUGCUGGAGCAGGAGUCGUCGCUGGCGAGGAUCUUCGGUAUCGGGAGGCAGCGCGAGAACGCGGCGAUCCUGCGCGACAACAAGACCCGCCGGCACAGCGUUCUGGAGGAUCUCAAGGCCCGGCGGGACAGCCUCUUCCAGAGGGCCCGUAGGGCCAGCGUGUUCGAGGAGAAGGAGAACACCGCCAAGGACAGUACCAAGGACAACGCGAAGAACGACAUUAAGGACGACAAUGCGAGGGAGAAACCGAAGGACAAGAGGAGGAGCAGCGAGAGCAACGGGGGGGGCGGUAGGAGGGGCUCGGUGUUCUACGUGUCCGAGGACCUGCUGGAGGAGAAUCAGGAGGUGCUCGAGAACGAGGACCGUGACCGCGUGACCCAGGAGGCAAAGAAGGGACGCCGAAAGUCCUGGCAUCCGCUCGUUAAACCGCCCAAGCUAGAUCGCAAGAGGCGGAAGGGCGUGUCCGGCGUCCCCUCGCAGACCGGCAGUACGGAAGGGCUCUUCUCGCAGAGCUACCCGCGACAGAAGAGGCCGUCCUGGUGGAACAUUUUCGUCCCGGACUCGGUCACCAGGUAUUUCACCUUGCGAUUGUUUUAUCACCCGGCUGCGCUGCCCGCGCGAACGCUGAACACCCGUUGUUUUCGUGAAUGAUCACGUACCCGUUGCGACAAUCUCCGAGUAAGUCGUACAGUGAAAACUUGCUCUUAAACGAUUAAUUGGGGGGUAAGCGAAAGUGAGGCGUAUAAGUCUUAUAAGAAAAAACGGAACACAGCAAACUGAAUGAACCAUGUAACGAAAUUAAGUGCCAUGAAUAUAUUAUGUACUUUCGAUACGAACCUUUUCGGUGAUAUCGUGCACCGACUAAGAAGGCGAAAGAAUUCACGACGCGAUAAGGAAUAUAAAUUUCGGCGUAAUUCGUUUUAUAUUUUAUGCCGCUUAAUUAUUUGGUAAAUAAAUUUCACCGUUAAUCUUUUCGAACGAUUCGGCCGUACGUCGAUUGCAAUUAAUAAUCAUUAAGCGGUCGUUGAGGGGUUGUAAAAAUGUGUCUCGCACCGCUCGAGAAAACUUACUCGCGGCGAAAAACGAGUAAGUAAUACUUUAAAGGACCAUAAUGUUACCGGUACAUGCCAUAAUCCCAAAUAUUAAUGCUCGACUCGCGCGGUAACUUUCACAAUGAUAUAUUCGUAUGCGUUUCUGGCUGACCUCCAAUGUACAGGCGAGAAUAACGAUUAAGAUAAGCGAUAUACAAUCUGAGUGCUUAAUUAAUUCUCAGUAAUUUCCAAUAAUUCGAGAAAAAUUACACCUUUCUCGAUUUUGACAGACUUUUAUGUCACGUAAUUUCAACUUUUGCAAUAUCAUAAUCAAUUUGUAUCACCGUAUAAUUUUAGAUGCUGUAACGUGCAGUUAAUUGAAUAAUUUUAAAUCACUAUUGCAUGGAUGUAAAAAUUUGUUGCGAAAUUACACAGACAAUUGUUCGUCUUAGAUUAUCGUUUUAAUCUUUUAUUUUUAUGCAAUUGAUACACAUGAACACUCGACUCGUAAAUUUAAUUUUGAGUAAAAAGUCGCGAAUAAACGCGUGCCGUUUAGAUAAAUAUUUUGAGAUGUCAUCGGCGUUGAAGUUUAUAAUCUGGGCUUGCGGAAAUCUUUUGUCGUGUUCAUCAGAGAACAUUAUCGUUUUAGAUAACGUUUCUUUGCAAAUUCUUUAUAGUAUUUUUUGCGAAAAUAUAAGUCGAUAAUAAAAAGCAUAUAUAACAGAUGCAAUUAUUAAUGCGGAAGCAUUAAUAAAAAGAAUAUUAGGAAGACAAAGAGUUACGAAAUCCUUUUUAGCUCACAGAGCUUGAAUCUUACCAAAACUUUAUUUAAGAUAUUUAAGAACAAAUAUUUAAACGCGGUCUGUUUUCCGUAAAGCACAGUCCUUUUGACAGAUGAGACUGGACAAAGAACUUGUUUCUUCUUCGUUUUAGUGUGAAAAAUAUUGUCGGUGAAAACAACGGACAUUUCGAAUGGGAAAACAUGACAGGGAAAUUAAAUGCGGAACAAAAAUAAAUAAGAUUAUCGAAGAGUUCAAGAUUAAAUUCUGGCGUCAUCUUGUUUUCACAGUUUUCCAGCUGGAAGUAAUGUGACAUUUUUAUUUCGAGGAAAAUAGAAUUUUCGAUACUUUAAUAUUUUCCCGAACAAUGUCUCCGGGAACAUUUUAUGAAAGUCCCGCGUUGCAUUGCAAUCUCGCGAUUUCUCUACGAAAGACUUACCCGCGGAAGUCACCGCGAAAAAUCAGCGUUGCCCCUUUACAAUUUACCAUAAAAUCUAUCCCAGCUGGCUGAACCGGACGAUCAUUCCGAUGAACGUGCUUAGUGAAUAAUCUGUAGAAAGUUUCAACUUUAAUUAUAUUACAUAAUUCACAUGCGCGAUUGAUUUCCUGAGUCGCGGAUCUAGAGAAAUAGAUAUUAUCUGGAAGGAUACAUUUCCUUUUAUUCAUUAGAAUUCGAACUAUUUGCAGAAUUUCGUUUGUGACGAAAUUUUAGAGAGAAAAAUUUUAAUAAAAAAAAAAA
Molecule: messenger RNA, 5412 nt
Organism: Monomorium pharaonis (pharaoh ant)
Lineage: Eukaryota; Metazoa; Arthropoda; Insecta; Hymenoptera; Formicidae
Exons: 2
Coding region: 2777-3514 (245 amino acids)
Source: RefSeq, a predicted model, not a curated record